CAGAGACCAAUAUUUCAGAAUUUAGAGGAGUCGAUGAACCCUUAUCUUUUAUAAGGCUAUUAUAAGUUAUAGCAAAAGCAUUUGUACUCCUACUCUCUAUUCAUCUGAGUUGUUGAUCCAACAUCAAGAAGAUGUUUUCCAGCAAUUCCUCUGCUUCCGUUCCGGCAUUUUCUGCCUCCACUUUGAGCGCCACAUCAUCAGCAACAUCCUCCUCCGCAAUCCGGCUCCGCAUUCUCAGUGCCGAAGAUUUCCCGGCUUCGCCUGUUCUCUGGUCGACUUCUGUCACGAGGCUGCGCAAACAAGUGACAGCAACAAGCGCAGGUGGAUCAUCUUCUAGGUCGUCCGAACUCUUUUUGGCGUCGUGGAGUUCUGUGAGGAAUGAAAUGGGCAUUACGAUGCCAGAAGAGCUCGUGAAUGUCACUUCCGACUCUCUAAGGUUCGACAUCAUGCCCCAAUAUCCUCCUACGACAGCAUUCGCGCCGGGGACUGUGUACUUUUUACUUCUGUUGAUGUGUAGUUUAUUUUUGACUUCUUCUUGUUCUAGAAUCUUGUUGUCAAAAGAGCCGUGUCAAGAUGUAUAGUCAACAAUUUCAGUCUACUCAUCCAGUACUACUCAUCAACCACGAGUACAGAUAACCUCUACAACAUAUAGCAGGGGGUGCUGGAAAUUAGCGCAUGCGCACCCGUAGACAAUAAGUUUACUGGGUAUAUCAUUAUCAAGAACUAAAAGUUCUUAAACACCAACCUCUUGUCAGGCAUAUCAAUCAAUCAAUCACUUGCUUCAGUCUUGGUUACCACGUGGUGAUGCCUCUAUCUUGCGCAGCACUUGACCGUUUUUCGUGUUGGUGUGGCACUACGGCUGUGUAUCCGAGACAACAGUACCCCAAUGUGGAACAAGCGUUUUAUUUCCAGAACUCUUGCUCUCUUGGCCAGAAAGUGAGGCAGAACAACACGCCUUGUUUUCGGGUAGAACUGCAAAGAGUGACUACGAGGAAUUCGAGGCCCGCAGGUGGAGGAAUCGGCGCCGGAUUUGGCACCGCUCUCUCACCUGGCGGAACCAGUAAUCGAAGUGCUCAAGGACAAGGCAAACCUAGUAAGCACACUCCAGUCCUAAGCACUCCCGAGCAGAGGUUACAAGGAAUGAUAGCCUAUGCGAGAUUACUGCAUCUGAAUAAAGUGAUGCCUGAUAAAUUAGCAUUGAUCGCAGAACCGAAAGCUGGAGAAGAUGGAUGAAUACUUCAGAGCAGGUCGAUUUUGCGAAAGCUGUAGUUGGACUACAACUGCACUACAACAGCAUGUAGUCUGUUUCAGAAUUAGCGAAAAUCACAAUUAU
Amoebophrya sp. A25 is the source of this 1333-nucleotide messenger RNA. The record is from the annotation of a GenBank genome assembly. NCBI's taxonomy places the organism in Eukaryota, Dinophyceae, Syndiniales, Amoebophryaceae.